Molecule: messenger RNA, 1017 nt
Organism: Carya illinoinensis
Lineage: Eukaryota; Viridiplantae; Streptophyta; Magnoliopsida; Fagales; Juglandaceae
Exons: 2
Coding region: 1-1017 (338 amino acids)
Molecular function (GO): RNA-DNA hybrid ribonuclease activity; nucleic acid binding
Source: RefSeq, a predicted model, not a curated record
AUGGUAUUUCCAAGUGGUACAGCUGAUAAAUUGAUUUGGAAUUUUGAAAGAAAUGGGCUGUUUUCGGUUAAAAGCUGCUAUAGGCUGAUUAUGGACCUCUCUCGGCUUGAAACUUCUGAAUCCUCUAAUGUUAGAUCUCAGCAGAAGUUAUGGAAAGCUUUAUGGAAGAUGCCGGUGCCAAAUAAAAUUAAAGUUUUUGCUUGGAGAGCUUGUAUGGAUAGUCUUCCAUCUAAAGUUAAAUUGAUGCAGAAACAGGUGCAAGCUUUUUGGGCUCAGUUUUUCCCUAUGUUACACAAUCUUAGUCCUAGUAGUUUUGUUGAGUUGGCUAUGCAGUUUGUUGCUGGACAAGAUUUGUCUAAUUUGGCAAGAUUUUUCUGUUUUGCAUGGGGUUUCUGGUUUAGGAGGAAUAAACUUGAAUUUGAUCACAAAAUCCUCUCUCCUUCUCAUGUCAUUUCCCUUUCUUUGGGUCUGUUACAUAGUUAUAAAGCUGUGGUGAUUAAAUCUCGGAUGCAAGCCCGGUCUCAUUUUAGUUGGAAAGCUCCCCCUGUAGGUGUGCUGAAACUUAAUACUGAUGGUGCCAUUUUUUCAGAUGCUCAUAAAGCUGGUAUUGGUGCUAUAUUGUGUGAUUCUUCUGGGCAUGUUCUUAUGGCUGUUUCAAAAAUUGAGCUAGCUUUAGAAGAUCCUAAAACCGUGGAGCUCCUGGCUGUUUUCCGUGGCAUGCAAUUGUGCAUUUCAAUGGGCAUCUCGGCUCUUGAGGUGGAAAGUGAUUGCUUGCUCCUUGUCCAAGCUUUACAACAGGAAGAUAUGUCAAAUUCUUUGCUAGGCAAUUUGUUUUCAGAAGUGAAACGUUUAUGUAAUUAUUUUUCAAGUGUUUCCUUUGUUCAUGUGUAUAGAGAGGGCAAUAGAGCUGCUCAUCUACUUGCUAGAAAUGCUUGGAGAGUAGAAGAUAUUGAUAUGUGGUGGGAUAGUAUUCCAGACUUUCUUUCUCAAGCCUUAUGGUUUGAUAAAUGUCUGUAA